Acaromyces ingoldii is the source of this 1170-nucleotide messenger RNA. RefSeq names its product 2-nitropropane dioxygenase. Lineage: Eukaryota; Fungi; Basidiomycota; Exobasidiomycetes; Exobasidiales; Cryptobasidiaceae. The record is from RefSeq and is a predicted model, not a curated record. Gene Ontology annotation, molecular function: nitronate monooxygenase activity. The coding region runs from base 1 to 1170 and encodes 389 amino acids. The transcript has 2 exons.
AUGAGUGCGACGGCGGCCAUUCGGACGCGGCUGACGAGCGUCAUCGACACGCUCACGACGCCCGUCGUGCUGGGCCCCAUGGCCAAUGUGGCCGGCGGCAGCCUGGCGGGGCGCGUGUCCAAAGCCGGCGGGCUCGGCUUCAUCGGCGCCGGCACCUUUGACGCGGCCACGCUGCAGGCCGAGAUCGAGACGGCACACCAGAUCCUGGGCAUCGACAAGCCGCCCAGAGGCACGGGCAACCGCGUGCACCUGGGCAUCGGCUUCCUCGUCUGGCGCCUGUCGAACCUGAACAAGGGCCCACCCCCUUCGCUAGGUGCGUCGGACCUCGACGCCUCGAGCCCGGCGCUGCACCUCAUCGAUGCGGCGCUGCGGAGCAAGCCGCGCGCCAUCUGGCUCGCCUUUGGCGACGAGGCCGACAUGGUCGGCUGGUCCAGCAUCGUACGUGAUCGCGAGGCGGCCCUCAACGGGGCAGGCAAGGCCGCGUGGGGCAAGGAGCUCAAGCUGUUUGUUGGCGUGGGCAACGAGGCCCAGGCCAAGGCCGCCGUCGAGGACUGCGGCGCAGACGUCAUCGUCGUGCAAGGCAACGAGGCGGGCGGCCACGGUCUGGCUGCGUCGCCGCCGCUCUCGGUCGCGCUGUCGCAGAUUGGGUCACGCAUGGGCGACUGGAAACCAUCGAAUCCCUCUGGGAUCACACCGCCGGUCCUGGCCGCCGGCGGGCUCAUGACUGGCGCCCACCUCGCCUCUGCCUUGGCCCAGGGCGCGGCGGGGGGCGUGUUUGGCACGCGCUUCCUCCUGACGCCCGAGGCGGUGUACAGCGAUGCGCAGAAGCAGGUGCUGCUCGAUGCCGGUGGCGACUCGACGCUGCGCUCCAUGGCCUUUGAUGACGCCCGCAACACCCUCGGCUGGCCAGAGGGCGUCGAUGGACGGGGCAUCUACAGCGACACGGUCCGCGACUUUGAGGCAGCGGCCGAUGUCCCGGGGGGCACGAGCGCCGAGGCGCGGCAGGCGCGCUACAAGCAGGCCGAGGCGGACAAGGACCCAAAGAGGAUCGUGACCUGGGCGGGCACGGGCAUCGGGCUGGGCACCAGAAUCAUGCCGGCCGAGGACAUUGUCCGCGAGGUCUCGCGCGACGCCGCCGACUCCAUCAAGCGCAUCUCGAGCUACGUGUAG